AUGGGAAGUGCAGCUCCUGCGACAUUGCGAGUGGCGGUGGCCCAAUAUGAACCAGAAUGGCUCGACCUGCCAGGGUCAGUCGCGAAAACAUGUUCCAUCAUCACCGAAGCUGCAAAGAAAGGUGCAAAAGUCGUGGGGUUCUCAGAGGCAUUCAUUCCUGGCUAUCCGGCGUGGAUAUGGCAUAGACCGGUGGAUCCGGUCCUGGCGACAAAGUACAUCCAGAACUCCCUGGCGGUGGACUCUGAUGAGAUGCGCACGAUCCAAAACUGUGCGGCGAAGAACGGCAUCGUCGUGGCUUUGGGAUUUUCCGAGAACGACAACAACUCCGUCUACAUUGCCCAGGCGAUCAUCGAUUCGGACGGUAAAAUGCUGAUGCAUCGACGAAAACUGAAGCCGACGCACAUGGAGCGCACCAUCUUUGGCGAUGCAUCCGGAAACAGUCUGAUGAAUGUGGUGGCCACCAAGAUCGGGAAGCGAGUAGGCAGCUUGGCCUGCUGGGAGCACUGUCAACCGUUGUUAAAGUACCAUACCGCGACGCAGCGCGAGGAUAUCCAUGUCGCAGGGUGGCCGCCGUUGAGUCCGCACGCAGGGCCGGAGCUGUGGUCCAUGUCAAAGGAAGGCUGUCAAAAUCUCUCCCAAACAUACGCCAUCGAGACGCAGACGUUCGUCCUCCACGCGACCACCGUGAUUGGACUCAAGGGCAUCGAGCUCAUGGGCACGGGCCAGGCCAUGCUCAUGAAUACCCCUGGAGGAGGCUACUCCUGCGUCAUUGGACCCGACGGCCGCAUGCUCUCGGAGCCGCUCGAGGCCAAGUCUGAAGGCCUGAUCAUCGCCGACAUCGACCCCAGCAUGGCAAUCAUGGCGCGCAGUUUCCUGGACAUCUGUGGCCACUACAGUCGGCCGGAUCUGUUGUGGUUGGGCUGCGAUACACGGGAGAGGAGGCACAAAGUUGACACACCCCGACCGGGGGCGGAGGAGAAGGUGGUGGGGGAGAAUGAGUGA
Cladophialophora psammophila CBS 110553 is the source of this 1002-nucleotide messenger RNA. RefSeq lists its product as uncharacterized. The transcript has 3 exons. Gene Ontology annotation, molecular function: catalytic activity. Bases 1 to 1002 code for a protein of 333 amino acids. The record is from RefSeq and is a predicted model, not a curated record. Lineage: Eukaryota; Fungi; Ascomycota; Eurotiomycetes; Chaetothyriales; Herpotrichiellaceae.